GGCUAAUCUAAUGAAGCUCUUUAGUGUUAUAAUUAUUAGUUUACCGAGAUUCCUGUGUAACUCUCUGAGUUGCGGCGAUUUUAUCCUGAGGAGCAAAAUGUUAAUAUUUAAGCUAAAUGCAGGUUAUAUUACAAUAUAACCUGUUUCGUUGAUGCAUACAGUUGCAACGCCUCAGUGCAAUCAAAUGUUGAUCGGCUUUCACAUGAUGUAGAGGAUCUUAGAGGAUUAUUCAUCACCACGGCCUAAGUGGAAUGUAUAAAGCCGUCUAAUGGUUGUAGCCCUAAUUGUAUGGAAGGAGAAACAUGAAGUUUUGGUGCGUGUUGUUAUAUUUGCUAGGUAAUGUGACAUCAAUAAAUAUCCAAGAGGAUCAUCUCUUCCUGGACAAAUCAAAACCACUAUUAAUUCAGUGUUUCACCAACAAGAGCUCGGCAAAUAUUGAGUUUCGUUUAGAUUUGGACUCAAUCGCAACAUGUAAAUUUAGUGGACACUCUAUUUGCGUUGUUAAAGAUAGCAGAUUCAUGAUGUUCGUCAACAGUUUACAUAUUCCAAACUACUUUCAACUAGAAUCUGUCAAUACCUUUGACCAGUCCCUCUGUGGAACGUACACAUGUAUUGAUUUGGAUACAGGCAUCAACGACUCCGUAAGCGUUUCCUUUAAAGAAUCAAACGGUGAAGAUGAUAAAGAUCCAUCGCGAAUUUCGACUGGAGAAGUUAUCGGUAUCGUCGUGCCCGUGGUUUUUGUCUGUGCAGUAUGUGUUUUGGGAUUUGUGUUGUGGAGAAAGAAACGAAUGAACAUGGUAUACUACAUACAACCAGGAUGGUGUGGUAACACGCCAUCAUAUGGAUCAAGGCGAUCUUCAUUUGAGAUGAAUACAGAUGAAGCAGAGCCCGCCGCAUGCUUAUUGAGACGACCUGGGCUAGAACGUUUACAUGCUGCAAUGCUCCCGAGCGGCCCCCUGACUGUGGAAGAUUGGAUGAGACGUCAAACAGUUCAAGAAGCGCACAGGAUGUGCAAUCGGAAUCAAAUUUGGGAAGAUGAUGCAGGGGCCGUUGAAUUCAAUUGGGAACAUCAUGAGCUAAGAAGAUUCCAUGCUGCAAUGCUCCCGAGCGGCCCCCUGACUGUGGAAGAUUUGUUGAGACCUGAAACAGGUUCUGAUGAUGACAAUAAAAAGACACUGGAGAGUGACCAGUCAACCAUGAGAGUUUCCGAAGCGCAGAUUGGAAGGAACCUGGAUCAUACUCAGCCAAAGAUGAGAGGAGUUCAUUACGUGGAAAGAGAUGCAAGAACGUUUAAGGUGUAUAACUACGUACAGAGACGAGCCAACGAUACAAUCGAGCUGUGCAAAGAUGGAAAAAGCAGCAGUGCAACACUUUGCUCAGAAAGCAUUAUCAUCAUAUUUCCUGAUGACCUUUCAACAACAAGCAACACGUCCCACGAAGCAUUUAGCGAUAUACAACAUGGACCAAUUGAAACCAUUCUCGACAAAGAUCCAUCUGUUAUUGUGUCCAUCGCAGCAAAUGACGAAUGUUUUGCAACUCUUAGGCAAAAAACUGAGGACAAACCGAUGCCUCCAGUUAUUUGCAAAGUAACAUGCGCAAAUCCAACCGAUAUAGAAGGUGAAAAGAUUCAACGAAAACAUUGGGGAUUUGAAUGUAGGGUAAAGGAUUUAUCGAAAGACAACGUGAUGGCAUAUGUCGAUGAUGUUUUGGAGUACUACGCCUUUGCAAUGCUCGAUAGAGCUACCGAACACCUACCAGAAUCAGUCUUAAGUUGA
Messenger RNA from Mya arenaria, 1775 nucleotides. RefSeq lists its product as uncharacterized. Lineage: Eukaryota; Metazoa; Mollusca; Bivalvia; Myida; Myidae. The record is from RefSeq and is a predicted model, not a curated record. The coding region runs from base 303 to 1775 and encodes 490 amino acids. The transcript has 18 exons.